CAUUUCCACGUCCACCUUUCUUCUUUCCCCUUGAUCUCGGUCCCUUCGUAUUUACCACUAACGCCAGCAAAUCAGUGAAGUAAACCUGGGUCCUGCCUGAUCAGUUCCUGCCUGAUCAGUUCCCUGGGACCUCAUCUUCACAUCAACCCAACCGCACUGGAUCCCCAGCUGCACACCCAGUGAUCCCUAUCACAUACAAAAUGAGCGAGUUAACCAGCACCUCCUUCUUCGACGACGGCGUCGACAUCGCAACCCGCAUGCCCACUUCAUCUUCCAGCUGGGACAUCUCCAAAUGGCUCGACCACAUUCCCACCUCGGACUCGGCCACCGUCGGCGAGAGCGGCAGCUUCUUCGACGACGGCGCCGAUCUGCUGGUUUCGGGAAACGAGGCACUUGAAGCUACAUCUGGCCUUGCGAAGGCGACGCUCGGCAGGGCGAAUUCGAAGUUCUAUGACGAUCCGAGGCCGAGGAAUCAGAUGAGGGGUUUUCAUAAGGGAGUGGAGAGGGCGGUGGGUGGGCAGAUUAGGAAUACGUUGGAGAGUAUGAGGGCGACGGAGGACUUUCGUAUCAGAGCUCCGUCUGGGGAAGAGAAUGGGAGGAUUGAAAGUGAGCAAGGGUGUAAUGUGGAAGGUGGGCCUGUUCGUGAGGCGGUGAAGAUGUGGCUUCCGCCUACGCCUCCGGAUUUUGUGAUUCAUGGGAAGGAUGGGCAUGUUAUUCUUGUUGAUGGGUCUGGGGAGCCGAUUGAUUCCCGGCCGCCUCCGGAGCUGGAGCAGAGGUUGAAGGGGGCGGUGAAGGAGCCGGAAUGGUAUAAGAGUAAGGACAAUGAAGGGCAACAGCGGAAGCAAAAGGCAUCACAGGAGAUACACUCUGAAAAGAAGAAGAGCGACAAGGAGGCAGGAAAAGAUGGAAAAGGACCGGACAUGCCACUCCCGGUACCAGACUUCCUUCUUAGCGGCUUCGGACUCGCAUCCAAAGCUCCAUCACUUGAUUCCUGGCAGAACGGUCGUCCAGAGGACGCCAGAUCGAACUACCGGGCGCCUACCGUUGAGAGUGUACCAAAUACACCGGAGAAGGGAAAAAUGCGCGUCGGAAGCUGGGAGCCCGUUUGGUAAUGUGUCAGUCUGAUAUUGCGGGGAGGCCCAAUUGGGAGGCUGUGUUCUUGAUGGGCAGACGGCUCUUCGGGGAGGAGAAGUGUGUAUGACAGGAUAGGAUGAGAGAGGUGCGUCGCCUUGCGGCUAGUGCCAAUCUACAUCGAGGGCGAUAUCGAGAUAGCAAACACAGAGUCCACCAC
Westerdykella ornata is the source of this 1291-nucleotide messenger RNA. RefSeq lists its product as uncharacterized. NCBI's taxonomy places the organism in Eukaryota, Fungi, Ascomycota, Dothideomycetes, Pleosporales, Sporormiaceae. The record is from RefSeq and is a predicted model, not a curated record. Bases 201 to 1112 code for a protein of 303 amino acids. The transcript has 2 exons.